This is a messenger RNA of Carassius auratus (goldfish), 2575 nucleotides long. RefSeq names its product double-stranded RNA-specific editase 1-like. NCBI's taxonomy places the organism in Eukaryota, Metazoa, Chordata, Actinopteri, Cypriniformes, Cyprinidae. Gene Ontology annotation, molecular function: double-stranded RNA binding; adenosine deaminase activity; double-stranded RNA adenosine deaminase activity. Gene Ontology annotation, biological process: adenosine to inosine editing; RNA processing. The transcript has 11 exons. The record is from RefSeq and is a predicted model, not a curated record. Gene Ontology annotation, cellular component: nucleolus; cytoplasm. The coding region runs from base 77 to 2380 and encodes 767 amino acids.
CACGAGGGAUCCACCCCUCCCUCUCUCUCGCUCCCUCGCUCCCUCGCUCGUGUCCGAGGUGACUUCAGAGCGCGAGAUGUGUUCACGGUUAGUGUACGGCGCUAUGGCUCAGAGUCAGAGCUGCUCUCCAAGCAUGGGCGAGUAUUACUGCCUCGUUCGCAGGAGGUUCAAGAGAAGACGCAAGAAACGAUCCGAACGCAAAGGGAUCAUCAACAAGACAAUGAAUGAAGGAGCCGGUGGGCGGCCCAGGGGGCAGCAGAAGUUCUGCAGUCUGGAAGUGAAUGAAGAAAAACACAUGAGUUCGUGUAGCAUGGACGUUAAAGAAAACCGCAACCUGGACAACCUCUUCUCCAAAGAAGCGCUGGGGGAGGGGCCUCACUUAACCAAUGGAAAUGCUCGGGGAUUGAGCAGGAAACGCCCUCUGGAGGAGGGCAACAAAGGCCACGGGCAUUCCAAAUUCCGGCCCAAGAAGCGCAGGAAACCCCAAGGGCCAGUCUUGCCAAAAAAUGCUCUCAUGCAACUGAACGAAAUCAAGCCAGGACUGCAGUACAAGCUACUGUCUCAGACGGGGCCGGUACAUGCACCCGUGUUCGUCAUGACCGUUGAGGUUAACGGACAGUUAUUUGAGGGCUCAGGCCCAACGAAGAAGAAAGCCAAACUGAAUGCGGCCGAAAAAGCUCUGCGCUCUUUUGUUCAGUUUCCCAAUGCAUCCGAAGCUCAUCUCGCGAUGGGCCGCACGCUGACCGUUAACGCAGACUUCACUUCAGAUCAAGCAGAUUUCCCAGACAUGCUAUUUAACGGAUUUGAGACGCCCGCACCGCCUGAUGACACCUUCUACUUGAGUCUUGGCAGCAAUGGGUCUCUCUGCUCCUUAAACGAAUACCCUUUGCCCGUGGCGCUGAAAAACAUCAACCGGUCACGUCCUCCUCUCCCACUACCCCCUGCUUUCACAGUGCCCCCUACAGGCAGUGGCAAAAAUGCUGUGAUGAUCCUAAAUGAGCUUCGGCCUGGACUGAAGUAUGAGUUUGUGGCUGAGAGCGGUGAAAGCCAUGCCAAGAACUUUAUAAUGGCAGUGACUGUAGAUACACAGAUGUUCCAAGGUUCUGGACGGAAUAAAAAGCUGGCGAAAGCGAGGGCAGCCCAAGCCGCUCUGUCAGGCCUUUUUAACAUGCAACUGGACCAGACACCAUCCCGGCAGCCAAUCCCAAGAGAGGGACUUCAGCUACACCUUCCUCAGGUCCUCGCAGAUGCCGUCUCCCAUUUAGUUGUUGAAAAGUUCAGUGAGCUGACGGAUAACUUCACAUCUCCACACGCACGGCGGAAAGUCCUUGCAGGUGUUGUCAUGACAACCGGUACAGAUGUGAAGGAUGCUCAGGUGAUUUGCGUCACCACAGGAACCAAGUGUAUAAAUGGAGAGUACAUGAGUGAUCGAGGACUGGCCCUUAACGACUGCCAUGCUGAGAUCAUUGCACGUCGCUCCCUCAUCAGAUACCUGUACAGUCAGAUGGAAUACUUCCUCAGCGACAGCACUGAGGAACAUGAGAAAUCCAUAUUCAGAUGGUGUAGUGAACAUGGCUACCGGCUAAAAGACGAUAUUCAGUUCCAUCUGUAUAUCAGCACGUCGCCCUGCGGAGACGCCCGGAUCUUCUCCCCUCAUGAGGCUGGUGCCGAGGACCAGGGCGACCGACAUCCAAACCGCAAGGCCCGCGGACAACUGCGAACCAAGAUUGAAUCUGGAGAAGGUACAAUACCUGUUCGUACGAGUAACACCAUUCAGACCUGGGAUGGAGUGUUGCAGGGAGAACGACUGCUAACCAUGUCGUGUAGUGACAAGAUUGCCAGAUGGAACGUCAUUGGCGUGCAGGGGUCUCUUCUGAGUUAUUUUACAGAACCCAUCUAUUUCUCUAGUUUAAUUUUGGGAAGUCUGUAUCAUGCCGACCAUCUUUCCAGAGCCAUGUACCAGCGCAUCGCCGACAUGGACGAUCUGCCCAAGCCAUUCGCCCUCAACAGACCUCUUCUUAGUGGUAUCAGUAACGCAGAAGCAAGGCAACCUGGGAAAGCUCCCAACUUCAGCGUCAACUGGACAGUCGGAGAUCAGGGGUUGGAGAUCAUUAAUGCCACCACAGGAAAAGAUGAUCUCGGAAGACCGUCUCAGCUUUGUAAACAAGCCCUCUACAGCCGCUGGGUCUGUCUACAUGCCAAGCUCAGUGAGACUCUGCGGAUCCGAGGAUCUCGGCCAGGCUCCUACCACGAGGCAAAACAAGCGGCAGUGGAGUAUCACGCGGCCAAACAGACUCUCUUCAAAGCUUUCUACAAAGCAGGACUUGGAGCAUGGGUUGAAAAACCCAUUGAACAAGACCAGUUUUCCCUUACUUCUUAAGAUAAGCCAAGAGAAAGAGAUUUUUGUACAUUUACAUGGAAUGCAAGGUUUUAAUCUAACCUCCAUAGUUGUUGUUAUUUUUUUAGCCUCUCUUAUUACUGAGAGUUGCUUGGUUUCUUUUUAUCUGUAAAAAAAAACAUGGUGUGUUUACUCAGAAAAAACUAAAUGGCUGAGUUAAAAGUAACCCGGCUGAAA